Myotis lucifugus (little brown bat) is the source of this 1045-nucleotide messenger RNA. RefSeq names its product alcohol dehydrogenase E chain-like. The record is from RefSeq and is a predicted model, not a curated record. NCBI's taxonomy places the organism in Eukaryota, Metazoa, Chordata, Mammalia, Chiroptera, Vespertilionidae. Gene Ontology annotation, molecular function: zinc ion binding; all-trans-retinol dehydrogenase (NAD+) activity. Gene Ontology annotation, biological process: retinoic acid metabolic process; retinol metabolic process. Gene Ontology annotation, cellular component: cytosol. The transcript is spliced from 7 exons. The coding region runs from base 1 to 1008 and encodes 335 amino acids.
AUGGUGGCCUCAGGGGUCUGUCGGUCAGAUGACCACGUGGUUAAUGGAAACUUCGCCACACCUUUUCCUAUGAUCCCAGGCCAUGAGGGAGCCGGCAUUGUGGAAAGCAUUGGAGAAGGAGUGACUGCAGUAAAGCCAGGUGAUAAAGUCAUCCCACUCUUUACUCCCCAGUGUGGAAAAUGCAAAGUUUGUAAACAUCCAGGAAGCAACUUCUGUGUGAAAAAUGAUCUGAGCAUGCCUCGUGGGACCUUGCAGGAUGGUACCACCAGGUUCACCUGCAAAGGGAAGUCCAUCAACCACUUCCUUAGCACCAGCACCUUCACCCAGUACACAGUGGUGGACGAGAUCUCAGUGGUCAAAAUUGAUGCAGCUGCACCACUAGAGAAAGUCUGUCUGAUUGGCUGUGGAUUCACAACUGGCUAUGGGUCUGCCAUCCAAGUUGCCAAGGUGACCCCAGGCUCCACCUGUGCGGUGUUUGGCCUUGGAGCAGUCGGCCUGUCGGUUGUCAUGGGCUGUAAAGCGGCUGGAGCAGCCAGGAUCAUUGGGGUGGACAUCAACAAAGACAAAUAUGCGAAGGCAAAGCAACUGGGCGCCACCGAGUGCAUCAGCCCAGAGGACUUCAAGAAACCCAUCCACGAGGUGCUGAAGGAAAUGAGCGGUGGAGGUGUGGAUUUUUCAUUUGAAGUCAUUGGUCGGCUUGACACCAUGCUGGCUGCCUUGGAAAGCUGUCAAGAGGCAUAUGGCGUAAGCGUCAUUGUAGCAGUACCGCCUGAUUCCCAGAAUAUCUCUCUGAACCCCAUACUGCUAUUGGGUGGACGUACCUGGACAGGAGCAAUUUUUGGUGGCUUUAAGAGUAAAGAUUCCGUCCCCAAACUUGUGACUGACUUUAUGGCUAAGAAGUUUUCAUUGGAUCCAUUAAUAACCCAUGUUUUACCUUUUGAGAAAAUAAAUGAAGCAUUUGACCUGCUUCGUUCUGGAAAGAGUAUCCGCACCAUCCUGACAUUUUGAGGCCAUACAAAUGAUGUGAAGUCAUUUUUCAGGCAAA